Messenger RNA from Fundulus heteroclitus (mummichog), 396 nucleotides. RefSeq names its product glutamate receptor ionotropic, delta-2-like. The record is from RefSeq and is a predicted model, not a curated record. The transcript is spliced from 3 exons. Bases 40 to 396 code for a protein of 118 amino acids. Lineage: Eukaryota; Metazoa; Chordata; Actinopteri; Cyprinodontiformes; Fundulidae.
GCUGCAGAUCUACAAGGGACAAACAAUGCUUGUGAGCUGAUGAACCGUGGUAUCCUGGCUCUGGUCAGCUCGAUUGGCUGCAUGUCAGCAGGUAGCCUUCAGACACUGGCUGAUGCCAUGCACAUACCCCAUCUCUAUAUCCAGCGCGCCCCAGUGGGAACACCCCGCUCGACAUGCUCACCCACCAGUCGUAUUCCUGGAGCCGACGACUACACCCUCAUGGUCCGCCCACCUGUGUUCCUCAACGAAGUCAUCAUGCAGGUGGUGUCUGAGUACAGCUGGCAGAAGUUUGUCCUGUUCUAUGAUUCUGAUUUUGUUACCAUUCAAGGCAAGGAGGUGGAGGUUGUAUUCAGCUACAGGUACCUGUGCGUGCAGCUGGAUAACGAGCUGGACUGA